ACUCUUCAUUGAGUGAACUUCCCACACACUCGGGAAAGAACACCGAAAGCGGUUGAAGAUCUUUUGGGUUCUUCAUUUCAAAAUCCGAUCGCUAUUAUUUAAUUAAUUAAAAACUCUUCGUUUCUCUCUUGCCUUUCAUUUCCUUAACAAAUUCCUCAUUUCCAAGGGGCCUCCACUCGGGACCUAUGUCCGCUUCGACGGUGUCGAUCACGGCCAACACAGCGGCUCGGCGGAGACCGGUUGUUGUCGGUGAGAAGAAGUCCAACCUAGAACUCUUCCCCAACGAGGCACUAGUAAAUGGUUUCGGCGGCGACGAUAGGGUUCCUACUGCCGCUGCCAAUAGCAAAGAUCUGAGCCACCACUCAAUCAGAGGCGAGCCGGUCCCGCAGGUGAAAAAGUCUCUCCCUAAUUCCACUGGAUCCCCGCGCCGAACUCGUAAGGUCGCCGUUACGAGACCUGAGAAGCCUUUGUGGCUGAGGGUAGUGAGUGUGUUCGCCAAGAAUUUCGUGCUGUUUUUGAUACUUAUUGGAUUGGUUCAGAUGGUUAGGAAACUGGCCUUCAAAUCUGGGGAUCCUGUGUUGGUGACGCAGAUGGGAUUAUCUGAACUCGAGCAGAGAAUUGCGGAAGUAGAGAGGACCAUGAAGACCACAUCGAGAAUGCUUCAAGGGCAAGUGGAGAUUGUCGACAAGAAGAUCGUGAAUGAGGUUGAAGGACUGAGAAAGGAAGUGGACAAGAAGAUUGAGGAAAAUGGUAAAUAUUUUAAAAGCGAGUUGAAGAAGCUAGCGGCAAGGAGUGACGUAAUGGAGGGGUUAUUGAGAGAAUUGAACUUGGCAGAUUGGUUAUCAAAGGAAGAGUUUGAUAAGUUUAUUGAGGAGUUGCCGAAAGGGAAGAUCGGUGAUGAAAAUGGUGUAAGUCUGGAUGAUUUGAGGGCUUAUGCAAGGGAUAUGGUUGUGAAAGAGAUUGAGAAGCACGCAGCAGAUGGGCUUGGGAGGAUCGACUAUGCACUGGCCUCUGGUGGGGCAACGGUUGUUAAGCACUCGGAAGCUAUUCUGACUGGGAGUCGAGGCAAUUGGUUAGCACUGCCACUGCUUAAUAGAGAUUCUGUUCACAAGGAUGCAGAGAAGAUGCUGAAACCAAGUUUUGGUGAGCCAGGGCAGUGUUUUCCGUUGAAAGGAAGUAGCGGGUUUGUUCAGAUUAGGCUGCGAAGUGCUAUUGUGCCUGAGGCGGUCACUUUGGAACAUGUUGCAAAGAAUGUUGCAUAUGACAGAUCAAGUGCGCCAAAAGAAUGCCGUGUCUCUGGGUGGCUGCACGGUGCUGGUCUUAGUACAGCAGAUGGUGCUGAGAAGAUGCUUCUAUUGACAGAAUUUACGUAUGACUUGGAGAAGAGCAAUGCUCAGACCUUCAACAUAUUGGACUCAGCCGCCUCUGGUAUCAUUGACACAGUCAGAUUUGACUUCACAUCUAACCAUGGUCACGACAGUUUUACUUGCAUUUAUCGCUUGAGGGUGCAUGGUCAUGAGCCCGAAUCAGUUUCCACGAUACCCGCACUGGCAUGAUACAGCAUAUGAAAAUAUACACUCCAUUGUAGUUGUGUAUGAUUUUGUUCAUUGUGUAGCUCGCACUUUGUAGCUUAUAGAUUUGUAGUUGCUAGAUGCAGAGUCUACCUGUACCUGUGUGAUUAGGUUUACUUGUCCAAAAUGUGAGAUUUUCUUCACGAUCACAAAGUUUUCGAUUCAAAUUGGGAAUGUCCUGCACUCUUAAAUAUAAAACAUAGAUUAUAUAAAUUAUAAGAUUGUCAGUA
Molecule: messenger RNA, 1801 nt
Organism: Tripterygium wilfordii
Lineage: Eukaryota; Viridiplantae; Streptophyta; Magnoliopsida; Celastrales; Celastraceae
Product: SUN domain-containing protein 1-like
Exons: 2
Coding region: 186-1556 (456 amino acids)
Biological process (GO): nuclear envelope organization
Cellular component (GO): nuclear envelope
Molecular function (GO): protein-membrane adaptor activity
Source: RefSeq, a predicted model, not a curated record